GUGAUUUGAGCCUCAUACCAAAAUCCUGGCGGAUUCACCUCUGUUACUAUUAAUGCUAGUGUCGACAAAGAAAAGAAAGAAGAAACAUUCAUUGAAUAUGCACCAAAGGAUGUAGAAGAAGAAAAUUUAUGAAUGCAAAAGUCCAACACUAUUCUCUUUCCAUCUUCCUCUCAUCUUCACACUACUUGCUCUCUCUCUCUCUCUCUCCCCUUCCAUUUUAUAAUGCCACCACAAUUACAUGCAUCCAAUCAUCCCCGCUCCUAAUCUCUGUUACAUAUCUCAACACAUAAAAAAUAUCCAAAAUAUUAAAAAAAAACAUGAAGCGAAAAUUGGUAGAAGAUCACACCACCAUGUUCUCUCCCUCCGCCGCCGAUUACCAAGAAGGCGACCCCCACCGCAGCGACGGCGCCACGAUCGAGAUCCUCCGGCGCCCCCGCGGCCGCCCUCCCGGCUCUAGAAACAAGCCGAAGCCGCCCGUUUUCGUCACGCGCGACGCCAACAUGAGCCCCUACGUCCUCGAGCUCCCCGGGGGCGUCGACAUCGUGGACUCCACCGCCCGCUUCUGCCGCAAGCAGAGCGUCGGCCUCUGCCUCCUCAGCUGCAACGGGGCCGUCACAAACGUCACUCUCAGGCAGUCCUCCGCCACCCCCGGCGCCACCGUCACCUUCCACGGCCGCUUCGACAUCCUCUCCAUCUCCGCCACCGUCCUCCCUCCAGGGGCAACGGCAGCCGCAGCGGCCGGGCCCUUCGCGGUGACGGUGGCGGGGCCGCAGGGGCAGGUGGUUGGGGGCCACGUGGUGGGGCCCCUCGUCUCCGCCGGGACUAUCUACCUCGUCGGCGUUAACUUCAGCAACCCCUCAUUCCACCGCCUGCAGCCAAUGGAUGGCCAGGAAGGCGAUCGUGACUCUCCUAAGACGAACUCCGGCAGCGGGAGUGGAGGGGCGGAGCCGACGUCCCUGUAUAGCUACCCGCCAAACGACGUCGUGUGGGCCCCCGCCACUAGACAUCAGCCCCCGCCGCCCUACUGUUCGUAAUUUUAGCUCCUCCUUACUAUGCCAGUUCGCUAUUAGAUGUCUCAUUUGAUUUUGACACGAGUUCCAAGAAAUACAAAAAAGAGUGGACGAAAAAAAAUAGUGGAAUGUAAGACAUAUUUUUACACACUGCAUUAGUUUUAUAAACAUGUGAGUGGAAUGAGUUAGCACGUAGAAUGUAUGAUUUACCGACCAUUACAGUAAAAAAGAUAUGAGACUUCUAACUGCAAGUACUAAAAUGACAAAUUAGGGCUCCUAAUGCCUGGAGGGAGUACUUUGGUUAUGGAAAUUCUUGCUUGUAAUUUUGAUGAUUAGGUUUUACUUAUAGUAGUGUUUAAAAGUUUUAAGUUUUAGUCAAUCCAUAGUUAAUAUUGUAAUUUUGAAAUUGAAAUAUUAUAAUUUGUCAUCUUUUCUUAAAUUA
Messenger RNA from Salvia splendens (bonfire salvia), 1452 nucleotides. RefSeq names its product AT-hook motif nuclear-localized protein 17. The record is from RefSeq and is a predicted model, not a curated record. The transcript has a single exon. Bases 318 to 1034 code for a protein of 238 amino acids. Lineage: Eukaryota; Viridiplantae; Streptophyta; Magnoliopsida; Lamiales; Lamiaceae. Gene Ontology annotation, molecular function: DNA-binding transcription factor activity; minor groove of adenine-thymine-rich DNA binding. Gene Ontology annotation, cellular component: nucleus.